AUGGCCAAGCUGAUAGGGCUCACCUUUGUGGGGUUGCUGCUGGCACUCUACAAGAAUCACCAGUCUUCCUAUCAAAGAAGAUUAAAUGCUCUCCGCGAAGUAACUCCUGUAGACCUUCCUAACUGCAAUUUAGUUAAAGGAGUCGAAACAGGUGCUGAAGACUUAGAGAUCCUCCCUAAUGGACUGGCUUUCCUAAGUACUGGACUAAAAUAUCCUGGAAUAAAAAGUUUUGAUCCCGAUAAGCCUGGAAAAAUACUUCUGAUGGACUUGAAUGAGAAGGACCCAGCAGUGUUGGAAUUAGAAAUUACAGGAAAUAAGUUGGAUAAAUCGUCAUUCAACCCUCAUGGAGUUAGUACAUUCACAGAUGAAGAUAAUGCCGUGUACCUACUGGUGGUAAACCAUCCAGACUCCAAGUCCACUGUGGAGGUGUUUAAAUUUCAAGAAGAGGAAAGAUCGCUUUUCCAUCUGAAAACCAUCACACAUGAACUUCUGCCUAGCAUCAAUGAUAUUGCCGCGGUUGGACCUGACAGCUUUUAUGCCACAAAUGAUCACUAUUUUGCUGACCCAUACUUAAAGUCCUGGGAGAUGUACUUGGGUCUGUCAUGGUCCAAUGUUGUUUACUACAGUCCUGAUAAAGUCCAAAUAGUAGCAGAAGGAUUUGAUUUCGCUAAUGGCAUUGGCGUUUCCCCUGAUGGCAAGCAUGUCUAUAUAGCUGAAUUAUUGGCUCACAAGAUUCACGUGUAUGAAAAGCAUGCUAAUUGGACUUUAACUCCAUUGAAGGUCCUCGACUUUGACACCCUUGUGGACAACAUCUCUGUGGAUCCUGUGACAGGGGACCUCUGGGUUGGUUGCCAUCCCAACGGGAUAAGGAUCUUCUUCUACGAUUCUGAGAACCCUCCAGGCUCAGAGGUGAUUCGAAUCCAGAACAUUCUAUCAGAAGAACCUAAAGUAACUGUAGUUUAUGCAGAAAAUGGCACAGUGUUGCAAGGUACUACAGUUGCCUCUGUGUACAAAGGAAAACUGCUUAUUGGCACUGUGUUCCACAGAGCUCUUUACUGUGAUCUGUGA
Molecule: messenger RNA, 1068 nt
Organism: Peromyscus californicus insignis
Lineage: Eukaryota; Metazoa; Chordata; Mammalia; Rodentia; Cricetidae
Gene: Pon1
Product: paraoxonase 1
Exons: 9
Coding region: 1-1068 (355 amino acids)
Cellular component (GO): extracellular region
Molecular function (GO): arylesterase activity; aryldialkylphosphatase activity
Source: RefSeq, a predicted model, not a curated record